UGGCGGCGCCGGCGCCAUUUUGCCGGAGCUUGCGACCCAGUGGGAGUGGAGCGGGGCCCCGGCUUGUUGUUGCCGGCUCUUUCCUCCUCCCCCACGGUCCAGACAGCCAGGUUGACUUAGGCCGUCGGCCCUCGCGCCGAGACUUGCCUCUUAGUUAGUUCUGAGGAGCGCCUGGCCGACAUGAGUGAUGUAGAGGAGAACAACUUCGAGGGCAGAGUUAAUGUUCGUGAAGAAAUUGAAGAGUUUUUUCCAAGAAUGUGGAAGAUAAAUCAAGAUAAAAGAAGGCUAAUGAAAAGUAUUAAAGAUCAGAAAAUUAAAAUUGAAUGGGGGAAAAAAUUGAACAGAAGAUUGGUCAGAUAGAAGCACUUGAAUAUUUUAAGGCUAUUUUGAAUUGUUUGAAUUGGGGAAGAAUACACGAAGUAUGAAAAAUGAAAAACUCAAUGAAGAAUGAAGAGAAGUAGAAAGCAAGAGUGAAGUAGAAUUAAAAGAUCUGGAAGAAUGAAUGGGUCCUAGGUUAAGUAAAUGAGUCUCGCUCUCAGUCAAAAUCUCCAACCGGUACUCCUGCUCGUGUAAAGUCCGAGAGCAGGUCAGGAUCUCGUAGUCCAUCAAGGGUUUCCAAACACUCUGAAUCCCAUUCUCGAUCAAGAUCAAAAUCCAGGUCAAGGUCAAGGAGGCAUUCUCAUAGACGAUACACUCGAUCCAGGUCUCACUCUCACAGGAGAAGAUCUCGAAGUAGAUCCUAUACUCCAGAAUACCGGCGACGAAGGAGCCGAAGUCACUCUCCAAUGUCUAAUCGGAGAAGACAUACAGGCAGCAGGGCGAAUCCAGAUCCCAACACUUGUCUGGGAGUGUUUGGCCUCAGUUUGUACACAACAGAGAGAGAUCUUCGUGAAGUAUUUUCUCGAUAUGGACCAUUGAGUGGUGUCAAUGUGGUUUAUGAUCAGCGUACUGGGAGAUCACGUGGAUUUGCUUUUGUGUAUUUUGAGAGAAUAGAUGACUCCAAGGAGGCCAUGGAAAGAGCAAAUGGAAUGGAGCUGGAUGGAAGAAGAAUUCGUGUGGAUUAUUCUAUCACCAAGAGAGCGCAUACACCUACACCAGGCAUCUACAUGGGCAGACCAACUCAUAGUGGUGGUGGAGGUGGUGGUGGAGGCGGCGGUGGAGGUGGCGGUGGUGGCAGACGUCGAGAUUCUUACUACGAUAGAGGAUAUGAUCGAGGGUAUGACAGAUAUGAAGAUUAUGAUUAUCGGUACAGAAGAAGAUCACCUUCUCCUUAUUAUAGUCGAUACAGAUCCCGAUCAAGAUCUCGUUCUUACAGCCCAAGACGCUAUUGAUCAUGGAACGAUUGCAAUUAAGGAUGUUAUUCUCUUUUUCUCUGUUUUUUGUUAUUUGUUUUGCUUUUCUUUUUAAUCCUGGGUUUCCUCUAGCUUCUAAUCUUUCCUAAUCCUUAAAAAAAUUUCUUGGUUUACUGGCAUCUACAUACACUUUGUCAGUUGUGUUGUCCACCACUUCUGUUAUACUCUUAAAAAUGUAAUUGUCAUUUUGAAUAGUUCAAACAUCUUGAGUAAAAAAGGAACCCAGUAUUCAUGCUUUGUGAUUUUUCUUUAUCUUUAUGGAGGAUUAACUCCUAGCUAAUCAUAUGGGGAAAGAAAUGACUUUUGUGUCAGAUAUUGUAGUAGGCGUUAUAAUAGAAAUCUGUAUUUUCAACAGACUUUUUUAACUUUCUUCUGAGGAAGUUAAUAACACAUGAAGUAGUUGUCACGUCAGGUUUGUCUGGGAUGGCAUGGAAUAGUCAAAUACUUGAGUGUAGAAAAUUUGAAGCUAUAGAGGGAAAAACUUGGACAUUUCUUUUGAAGAAUGUAAAUUUUGAACCCAAAAAAUUAGACAAAAAGCUUGUAGACUCCACACAUGUUGUAUUUGAAAUAUAUCUGUUAAGACUUACAACUUAAUGUGUGAUUUUUUUUUUUUUUGGUGUGUGUGUGUGUUAAGUUUAUUGAAGUUUAAGUAUUCUCUUGAUCAGUGAAGGACGACCCUUAUUUAUUAUCUAGAGGAAUUGUAUAAUUUGCUGUUCGAAAUUUUAGUAUUGGGACAUUGGUUAAGUGGGCUGUCGUAUAGUAUAGGGCCUUUGAAGAUACAUGUAGGAAAAAGUAGUCUCUAUUCAAAUAAAAGUUAAUUUCUUUGAAGUUGGGGUUGUCUCUUUCAUUUUGAUACAGUAGAAAUAUAACUAGGCUUAUUUAGUUUUGCCCAUUCUGAGUUAAUUCCCUAAUAUCUCCCCAUUUUUUCUUUUCUUGUGCUUAAAUGUAUAAUUCUAUCUCUUUGAUCUUUAAAAAUCCUUGUUUUAGGAAAAACAUAUACUUGUAAUCCCAGCACUUUGGAGGCAAAAACAGGAGGAUCUACCUGGACUACUAAAGAGUGACCGCUCAUAUUAAUUUUUGUUAAUCCUGUGUUUUUUCAUUCUUUUUAAAUAAAUGUUCAGUGUCAACAUCAUUGUAAAGGAAAGAAAUAGGUAGUUGACAUCAUUGAACCCAAAUCAUAAAUAGGAAGGCAACACUUCAAUGACUUUAAUAUAAGGGGAGGGUGUUUGAGGAACCUUUUUCAAAAGUCGCUAUGACUGCCCUGCUUUAAUCUUCUCAAGGCAUCAAUAAUAAAGUUCUGUUCUCUAAAA
Molecule: messenger RNA, 2662 nt
Organism: Dipodomys ordii (Ord's kangaroo rat)
Lineage: Eukaryota; Metazoa; Chordata; Mammalia; Rodentia; Heteromyidae
Gene: Tra2a
Product: transformer 2 alpha homolog (Drosophila)
Exons: 9
Coding region: 786-1331 (181 amino acids)
Biological process (GO): positive regulation of mRNA splicing, via spliceosome
Cellular component (GO): spliceosomal complex
Molecular function (GO): RNA binding
Source: RefSeq, a predicted model, not a curated record